Messenger RNA from Drosophila bipectinata, 669 nucleotides. RefSeq names its product MRN complex-interacting protein. Gene Ontology annotation, biological process: mitotic G2 DNA damage checkpoint signaling. Gene Ontology annotation, molecular function: chromatin binding. The record is from RefSeq and is a predicted model, not a curated record. Gene Ontology annotation, cellular component: nucleus. NCBI's taxonomy places the organism in Eukaryota, Metazoa, Arthropoda, Insecta, Diptera, Drosophilidae.
UUGGAUUUUAGGCGGCUUAAAAAUGUCAGGACAAGUUUGCGUUUUACAAUGCAACCAAUGCAAAAUGUACCAGGGAAGCUUGGUCAGGAAGGCAAAGAAAUGGGAUUGUAAAAUUUGUGGACAAAAACAAGAUCUUAUUACGGAGAUCUUUCGAGGAUCGGGGCCAGAAUGCCGGGCCAAGGUGCAGCAUCUGAAUUUAGAACGCGGAAAACGAGAGGAACAGCGAAAAAACACUUUAGUUCACACAGCCCAAGUCCAUUCCAAUCGAAUCCAAGAUGAGGAGACUUCUGAAACGAAAAACGUUCCCCAGGAAAAGAAAACCAACAAAUGGGCUAGCUAUGUAGAUGAACCUUUGGAGACUAAACCGAGAGGUUCUACAUUCACCCAAAACAUUCACCAAGAUGAGCACAUGGAUCUGGACAAUGGACUUUCCAUGAGCUUUGACAAAUCCCAAAGGAAAACCUCCCGAUCCUUGAAACGCUCGGCGGAAAGCGAACCCCUUGUGGUCAAAAGAAGCUCCAAAUGGGAUAGUUUUCUAUGAAAUCCAUAAGUUAAAUGAUCAUUAAUGUUAGUCUCUUUCUAUAUAUUUUAUUAAAAUCUUAUCCGCCCUCGUACAUAUACAUAAUUAUUUGUGUGAGAGGCGGGAGGACCAAUGUGUUGACAUCUAAA